GUUGAUAAGUUGACGUUGACAUGUUUGUUAAUCACGUCAAAAUAGCACAAAAGAGAAAUGCAUUUUUGAUAUAUCAUAAUUUAUUAUUUGUUGCCGCGUUCAGUUAAUUUUGAAGAGUUUGGCUGUCGGAAAUGGCGGUUCCGGAGAAAGAAGAAGUAUUCAAAGAAUUUCUCACAGAGGUGAAAGAAAUUGAGAAAAGAGACUCUGUUCUCACUCCGAAACAGCAGAUUGAACGACUCUUAAGGCCAGGUGCCACUUAUCGCAACCUGAACCCGUUUGAGGUACUACAAGUUGAGCCAGAAACACCGUUAGAGGAAAUCAAGAAGAAAUACAGAAGGUUGUCCAUCUUGGUGCAUCCCGACAAAAACCAGGAUGAUGCCGAAAGAGCCCAGCAAGCGUUUGAGGCUGUUAACAAAGCAUGGAAGGCAUUGGAGAACGAAGAUUCCAGGAAAAAGUGCAUGGAGAUCAUAGAAGAGGCAGUAGGAAGAACUGAAAUAAUGAUUCAAGAGAAACGCAAGAAGGCGAAGAAAGAUGGUCGGUCGACAGCGGUGCCCGAGGACGAUCCGGUCGAGUUCAAACGUGCCGUGAAAGUGUUGACGAUGAAACUGUUCGCUGAUACGGAGCGGAAAAGGCGGGAAUUGGCCGACAGAGAUCAGGAGGAGAGGAAACGGAAGAGGGAGGCGGAAAUCGAGGAGGAAGAGCGGGCCAAGGCGCAAAAAGAAUGGCAGAAGAACUUUGAGGAAUCCAGAGAGAAUAGAGUGAACAGUUGGCAGAAUUUCCAGACGAAAUCAAAAGAGAAAAAGUCCAGCAAAAAGAUCAAAACAUUCAGACCGCCUAAAAAUAAGCCAGAGUCCAGAUAGACGCUAUUUCAAGUGAUAUUUUGGUUUUGAGUGGAAUACGAGUGACUAUCAGAUUUUCUUGUGGAUACUUCGCAAUUUUAGAUUUAUUUAUAGGUACAAAUAAUGUAAGCUAGAUAUGAAAAUGAGAAUUUUCAAGUAUAUUUGAAAUAAUGACGCUGUUGGAACGAUAGUGUGUUCUGGUUACACAUUUCUCAAUCUCUCUAAAUCUCAUAAGCACGUUUUUCGCAAGUUUUUAGAAAAAGAUACAAUUGGCAAUUUGUACAUGCCGAUAUUUAAUGAGGUGACUCUUGGAUACAUUUUGAGAAAAAAACAUCAUAUGAACGUAUGUCCUAAACGUAUCAACCUUUGAGAUACAUGGCGGUAAAGUUUUCAGAGAAAAAUAUGUAUUUUAUAAUAACCGAUGAAAUUUGGUACACAUCUAAAAAAUUCAUGAAGAUAUUUGCAAUAUAUCACAGUUAUUUAAAAUACAGAUUUUUUUCUAUACGUUCAUAUGAAUUUUUGUCUCAAAAUGGGUCCACGAAUCGCCUCCUUAAAUAUAUGCCAUUAAAGAACACCCUGUACAUUUUAAUUAUUCGUUUCGUCGGUGUUGUACAAGAUAAUAAAAAUUAAAAAAAUACCAUACACAUUGGAUAUUUUGGAACAUUUUGGUUUUUACCGUACUUUUACUGCCGAUUAAAUGUUCCAAAAUACGAGAUAAGGUGGUUUAUCAUCCAUAUUCGUUUAUAUUUAUAUACAGAAGAGUCGAAAGUGUUACAAGUCUGUAGAGUCUUAGAUUUAUAUUAGCUGUGUUGAUUUUCUCGAGAACAAUUCUGGACAAUCUUUUAUUUUAUAUAGAUUUUUGUGUAUAUAUUAGUAUACAAUAAACACAUGUUCUGUAAUUUGUUUUUUUUUAUAAAAAUAAUAGACUGCAAAGAACAAGAAAUAUUUUCAACUAAAUGAAUUUAAUGAAAACCUAGCAAAACAGCAUGAAAAUUUAUGAGGGACUAACGAGUUCCGAUAAAAUUUUGAAUUAGUAAUACGGCACUCGACCGUACGUCAUCGCGGAUUUAGAUGAAAAUUGUAUCAAAAUAAAGAAUAAUGUCGAACAAGCAUAUUUGGUUAUUAAGAUCCUAAAUUAAAUAUUUAAGCAUUGUAAAAUUGACGUGAUUAUAUUAUAAUGUUCACCGACAUUUCAACCAAAACAAUGAUACUAUAGAUAUUUCAGCAUAGAAUAAAAGCAAUGUACAACUUCAUAGUAUUGUAUAUUGAAAACUAUAGACUACAACUGCCAACUAAAAAAUAUGUAAAUUGUAAUUAGGAAGUUUCCUAUAGUUGAAAAUACUGCCUGUGCUA
Messenger RNA from Acanthoscelides obtectus, 2192 nucleotides. The record is from the annotation of a GenBank genome assembly. NCBI's taxonomy places the organism in Eukaryota, Metazoa, Arthropoda, Insecta, Coleoptera, Chrysomelidae.